UCCCUUAUUCUCAUCGACCCUUCCGACUUUCGUCCCUCUCUUCUUCCAUUUCCCUUCUUCCCACCAUCCCGUCCGAACUGCACUCGCUUGCUGGGUUUGACUGCUUCCUGCUUCUCCCGCAGUCCCCAAGGGUCACUCUGUGCAGAUUCAUCCGUUCUUUCCACCCGACACUCUCAUGACAAUUCACUGAGACCUUUUUUCCCGCGAAUCGUCAACACCUUGUGAGCUGGUAGUGAGAUCGAUCUUUUGUCGCUGUUCUCACCCUCACCCACCUUCUCACUUUACUCUCUUUCCGGGCCCAGCGCCGCUUUACAUUCGUUCCAAAACCACACACCACACACGGCGUUCGACACGAUAUUCGACUUUCUCACUCACACUCCAGUACCGCCGAGACAGUCCUCCCUCAUCGAAUCGACAACUCGGAAUUCCCGACCAACACGACUCCCUGGCUGGACUCAUGCGCAGCCUGUUCAUUCUUUUGACGCCUACCUCACGAACCUAACUUUCCCCCUCUGGAGCCGGAUCCCUUGAGCAUUCCCAUCACCAACCACACUCUCUUGCACGCGCGAGGCCCUCCCUCCAUUUUCAGAUACCCCCACGCCUCAAUCCACGCACGACAUUAACGACACCACAUUACUUCACGCCUCACUUUCAUCACAGAUCACGACGACUACUGGCUGCACAAGUCUCGUUCACGCCCAUUAUCCAUUGGAUCAGGCCAGACUACCAUCCUCAGACAUGGCUCAUCACAACCAUGGCCACAGGCACUUGCCUCGUAACCCCGACUUCUGGGACGACGUUGGAAACACCUUCAAGGGCCUGAAUCCCUUCGCGUCCGACGACGACAGCGACAGCGGAAGCAAUCGAGGUAAACUCAAGAUCCGACAAGACGACGACAAUGAUAGACCCACGCCCACGCCGCCCGCUAAUACGAGAAAAGGUCGGUCGACUGUUAUCAAAACUAUUUACCAGACCGUCACCGACGGCGACAUCCGCCCUGCCGCCAGCUCUUCAACGAGACUGCUCGUCGCCGAAUCCCCCCUCCCCACCCGGACGAGGUCAACGUCGUCUGAUUCGUCCGAGACUACCAUCGCGAGGGCGGGCGCUCCUGUCAUCAUGACUCCCGAAACCUCGUCCGCCACGGCUGAUGACUCACUGUCUUCGUCGCUGCCUUCAGUCAUCGAGGAACCCCUUUCCGAGAGCAUUCCCACCACUCUCGCCAUCGCAACCGACACUCCAACUUUCGUCAGGACCACCAAGCCCACCGUGUCUGGUGAUGGUGCCGGUGCCCGUGUCGGUGCCAGCGUCAUCUCCUCCGCCUCGCCGAGCUCCACCUCGACCGCCGAUGAGUCAGCCAGUGCUGAGCCCAGUGGUGCCACGAAAGCUGGCAUUGCCAUUGGUGUCUUGGCUGGUGUCCUCGUUGUCUUCCUGCUCGUCUUCUUCCUCUUCAACCGUCGCAAGAAGCAGUUGGAGCAGCAGCGCCUGGCAGAUGAGGACGAGAAGAGCGGCGGCUUCGGAACUGCCGCCGCCGCCGCCACUAGCCAGAACCCCCGCGCCCCUCGUAUCAGUCUCCGUCCCGUCACUCAGUUCCUGCCUAAUCUGAACAUUGACAAGCGCGCCAGCAGAGGUCCAGCUGCCACCAUGAACGCCAACCUGGCUCCUGCUGCUGCCGCUCUUGGUAUCCGCAACCCUUCCCAGAGUGGCUGGGACAGGCCAACGACGAGCCAGAGUGCGAACCCCGCCAAUCCGUUCGGCGCCCAGGCCGAGAGAAUCAACGGUCCAAUUGCCGAGGAGUCUGUCAGUUCCCUGAGUCUCAAUGAGAAACCCCUGCCCAGCGUUCACGUUCACGAAACUGCCCCUGCCCCCGCUGCGAAUGAACCUUCUGGUGCAGUCAAUGGUGCGGCUGUUGCUGCUGGCGCCGCCGUUGCUGCCGGCGCUGGUGCCGUCGCCGCUGGAGGCUUGACCCGCAAGGCGUCGACCCGCAAGGACGGCCCAAAGGCUCUCGAUCUCACUCUGCCUGCCCCUCCCGCGCCCUUGUCCACGGUACCCGCCUCUCCUUCUGGAACCACCUUCAGCGCAGACUCUGCAGGGCCUGGUCACCAGUCUUCGAGUUCCACCGGCUCUGCCGCCAUCGCCGCUGCUGGUGGCCCCGCUAACACGACCGUUCACCGUGUACAGCUUGAUUUCAGGCCCAGUCUCGAAGACGAGAUGGAAUUGAGAGCUGGUCAGCUUGUACGCCUGCUCCACGAGUAUGACGACGGUUGGGCGCUUUGCAUCCGCUUGGAUAGAUCCCAGCAGGGUGUCGUGCCUCGCACCUGCUUGUCCACUCGCCCCGUCAAGCCCAGACCUCCCCAGGCUCAAGGUCCUCCUCGUGGUCCCCCGAUGGGCCCCGGUGCUUCGCGCGGUCCCGGUCCCAACUUUCCUCCUGGUCAGCGCCCUAUGACGCCUCAGGGUGGUCCCCAUGGCGGCCCGCCAUAUCCUCGCUCUGAGUCGCCCGCCCGCCCCAUGGGACCUGGCGGUCACACUCAGUCUCCGGGUCCCCGCUACCAAGGACCUCCAGGACAACGACCACAAAGUCCCAGCGGAAUGGGAGGUCGGAAGCCGAGCCCUCCGGGACCUAGCAGAAUCCCUCAGCCUAGCCGAAUGAACCCCAGCGGCCCUCCGAAUGGCCCCCAAAACGGACCUCAGGCCCCCCCGGCUCAGGGUCGUCCAGGCCCGCCCAUGGGACCCGUCGGCCGUAAGCCCGUUCCCGGGCAGGCCGUGUAAAUUUGUACCGAGACAGCGGUCAUGUACACUGAUUCCCUGCCGUAUAUAACGUCUUUUAGCAAGAAGACUGGGGUAUCAUCUUUCGUUUGGCGAUAGACAAGGGUCGGCUUUGCAUUCUGGACAGCACAGGCUGGGCGUUUUUUGAACCACCAAAAGGAAAUCCGGGGGGUUCCCCCUCUGCACUCUGACGACCAAGGGGCGAAACCGGCGAUGCGAUUUAUACCAUUCGAGUCACUCAUUCACGACAUGUCUUUUGAUACACCCAUUUUGCAGCCUGGUAUCAGUCAAGGCCUGCAAAUUUUCUUUUCUUUUACGCUUCUUCACGCUCGCGCAAAACCCUGUUUCGCGAUUUCGAUUCGACUACCUGGCCCGACUCAACCGAUCCAAACCUGUGUCUGCAGUUACGAUGACUGAGCAUUGGGACGGGAAAAACGCCUAGUGCUUAAUGUAUAUUGCCCGCUCUUGCUGUUUGCUUUUCACACUUUCCCGUUUCAGGUUCUUUUUCUUGCAGCUCCAGUGGCCGAGUUUGGUCCGUCUCGCCACAUGCUGGAGCGACCAAAGUAGAGUGGGACGAUGAUGUUCCCUUUGGAUGCCUUGCAAAGGCGAUGAUGGAGGGGGCAGGAUGAUGCGAGAUGGAACGAUGACUUGAUGUGUCUGUAUGAGGCAAAUCGAGAAACAGAACGUAGUGCCUUCCCUGAGAGGGAUAGUCAAGAGCUGAUUUCUCAUGUCGAGCAAGCUAGGUAGACAAUGAGAUGCCCUUAACUUUA
Molecule: messenger RNA, 3533 nt
Organism: Colletotrichum destructivum
Lineage: Eukaryota; Fungi; Ascomycota; Sordariomycetes; Glomerellales; Glomerellaceae
Product: Putative SH3 domain-containing protein
Exons: 2
Coding region: 739-2766 (675 amino acids)
Molecular function (GO): protein binding
Source: RefSeq, a predicted model, not a curated record